Messenger RNA from Arachis ipaensis, 2615 nucleotides. Its product is annotated as BED zinc finger and hAT dimerization domain-containing protein. Gene Ontology annotation, molecular function: DNA binding; protein dimerization activity. NCBI's taxonomy places the organism in Eukaryota, Viridiplantae, Streptophyta, Magnoliopsida, Fabales, Fabaceae. The record is from RefSeq and is a predicted model, not a curated record.
UAUAGAAAGAAAAUUUAGAAAAGAGCAAUUGGGUUUGCGUUGUUUCACUCCCUUCUUUCUUUGUGGUUUGAGCGAAGCCGUCAAAAACAGCGAAACACAACACUCUCAGAUCUGCAGCAGCUUCAAUCUCUACGCCGACGCGCCUCUAACAUUCAUAUCUCUCUCUCACUCUCGGCUCAGAUCCCACGCCGAUCUUCCUCAGCUUCCGUUCAUCUUUCUCUCUCUUCAUCGUAGCAACCAAAUUCUGCUUUAAAAGAACAAAAAAAAAUUGAAUUUUGAGACUUGGGUUCUCAUGAAUUCCCCCUCUCCGGCAGGUGACAGUUGGUGUUAGUUACAUGGAGUGGGGUGAUAAUAACAACCACUACAAAACUUAUAAAGGCGACCAAAAACCAAUGAUGGAUGUGGCUCUCAUUUCAAACAUGGAUCCAGUUAACAUUGACCUGAGUUCUUCAGAUAAGUCAGUUCCUGUUAAUCCACAGAAACCAAGAAAGAAAACAAUGACAUCGGUUUUUUUGAAGUUCUUUGAGACAGCCACCGAUGGGAAGACUCGAAAAUGCAAGUUUUGUGGACAGAGUUAUUCUAUUGCAACUGCCACAGGCAAUUUGGGACGGCAUCUUGCUAAUCGCCAUCCAGGUUAUGAUAAGUCAACGGGAGAGGCUGUCAAUAAUGCAGCACCCCGGCCCACGGCUGUGGCCAAGAAGUCUCAGCCUCAAACUCAGCCUCAACCUCAACCUCAGCCUCAGUCUCAGCCUCAGCCUCAGCCUCAGUCUCAGCCUCAAGUAAAAGCAAACCGGGUGGAUUAUGAUCAUCUAAACUGGUUGCUGAUUCGGUGGCUCGUUUUAGCUUCUCUCCCUCCUUCAACUCUGGAAGAGAAAUGGCUUGUAAAUUCCUACAAGUUUCUAAAUCCAUCUAUACAGCUCUGGUCAGGUGACAAGUACAAGAAUGUGCUGGGAGAAGUUUUUAGAAGCAUGAAGGAAGAUGUGAAAGCGAUGUUAGAACAUAUUUCUUCCAAGUUCUCCAUUACUCUUGAUUUUUGGACUUCUUUUGAACAGAUCUUCUAUAUGAGUGUAACAUGUCAUUGGAUUGAUGAAAACUGGUGUUUCCAGAAACUGCUUCUUGAUAUCUUGUACAUACCCUAUCCAUGUGGUGGUGCAGAGAUUUAUCGAUCGCUUAUAAAGGUUCUUAAAUUCUACAAUAUUGAAAACAGAAUCAUGUCCUGCACCCAUGAUAACAGUCAAGGUGCAAUGCAGGCCUGCCAUACAUUGAAAGAGAACUUGGAUGGUCAGAAAAUAGGGCCAUUCUGUUAUAUUCCAUGUGCUGCUCGAACUUUGAAUUCAAUAAUAGACGAUGGAUUGAAAUCUGCAAAAAAAGCCAUUUCUAAGAUCCGCGAGUUUGUAAUGGAGUUAAAUGCUUCAUCAGUGAUCUCUGAAGAUUUUGUUCAACUGACGGCAGCAUAUCAAGAAGGUUCUUGGAAAUUUCCUCUUGAUUUUACGACAAGGUGGAGUGGAAACUACCAGAUGCUUGAUCUUGUGUGCAAGGCAGGUAAAUCAAUGGGAGAUGUUAUCGGUAAAUAUGAUGAAAUUCUAGAUAGCAGAAUGCUUCUGAGCUCCGCGGACAAGAGUUUGGUUAACAUCAUGCAUCAGUAUCUUGAACCAUUCUACAAGACCACAAACAACAUAUGCACCACUAAGGUUCCAACAGUGGGGCUUGUCCUUUUCUUCAUGGAUCAUAUAUUAGAAACAAGUGCUACGUCCAGCGAAUCGCGACACAGCCCGGAAUGGCUAAAAUCUGCUGCAGAAGGAAUGACAGAAAAAGCCAAAAAUUAUAUUAGUCAGGUUUCUAACAUAUUUACAUAUAUGACGGCGAUCCUAGAUCCUAGAAUCAAGGGAGAGCUGAUCCCAGAGGGUUUAACCUCGGAAAAUUUUCUGGAUGAAGCGAGAACACACUUCAUGAGAAACUAUUCUACCAGUCAUUUUCCAUCCAUGAGUUCUGGUUACAAUGCACAAGAAACGGAAGAUGGAGGAAGCGUCUCUUUUGCGGAGGAAAUAGCUCGCAAGAAACGCCGAGCAAGCAUGAACUCUGCCACAGACGAGCUUACACAGUACCUGGCGGAGGCUCCAGCCCCGAUACCAACAGAUGUCUUGGAGUGGUGGAAGGUUAAUAGCACAAGAUAUCCUCGGCUAUCCGUUAUGGCUAGAGAUUUCCUUGCUGUGCAAGCAACUUCGGUUGUGCCUGAAGAACUCUUCUGCGGCAAGGGCGACGAAAUUGAGAAGCAAAGGUUCUGUCUCGCACAUGAUAGCGCGCAAGCUAUUCUGUGUAUCAAGUCGUGGAUUCAGGCUGGCAUCAAGUUCAAGUUCAAGUCGACCGAGAUAGAUUAUGAGAGGUUGAUGGAACUUGCAGCAACAUCUGCUGCUGCAACAGAUAACAGCCCUGCUAGUUCUGACAAGAAGCAAAAAUAAACAUUGUCACUUUUAGAUUAUAUCUUGAUUUGGGACCAAAGAAUGUUUUGAAAACUUAUUGUUGUAUGUAUUAGUGUAAUGUAUUAUUUUGUACAGUUGAAUUCUGCUAGUAACUUAACCUUGAAAGAAACACGUUCAACAAGCACCUUGUCGCAA